Molecule: messenger RNA, 594 nt
Organism: Symbiodinium sp. CCMP2592
Lineage: Eukaryota; Dinophyceae; Suessiales; Symbiodiniaceae
Source: the annotation of a GenBank genome assembly
AUGGCUGUGCCUCCGCCGGCUGAUCCCAUCGAGCCUGGACGCGGGUGGGCCUUGCGCCUCAAAUGGAACCCCUUCUGUUUCGACGGAGGUCAUCCUUGUGUCGGAGGGCUUGACAGCCCGUGCGCCUGUGGACCUGCCGGCGGCGCCCUCCCUGCUGUGGACGCGGAGUCGCAACAAUGCCACUUUUGCGACUUUCCCAUUCUGCAGGCUCUCUAUGGCGACCGGCAGGACGGCGUCCUGACCCACUUGCUCCUGGCUCUCGACGACCCUGGCCGGCAGGCGGCGCUGGCGCGCAUCGAGGAAGCUGUGGGCGUUGCCGCCCGCUCCGACAUGGAGGCGCGCUGCGCGCGGGCCUGGCGCCGCCGGGACCCGGCGCGCCCGCGGCGUGGGCCUCGCGGACCGUAUCACCGCGGCGUGGCGUGCCAUACGCCGGAGUCGCCAGUGCCGGAGCGCUAUCGCGGCGUUCCGCUGCCCAUGCGGCGGUCCGCGCUCACGACAUCCUGGCUCUAUCGAGCUCAAAAGGAGCGGGAUGAGGCAGACGCAUGGGAAGGCGUGCUGGUGAAGAACGAGACAGGCGAUGCCAUGCCGAUGUGA